Messenger RNA from Entamoeba histolytica HM-1:IMSS, 657 nucleotides. RefSeq lists its product as uncharacterized. Bases 1 to 657 code for a protein of 218 amino acids. The record is from RefSeq and is a predicted model, not a curated record. NCBI's taxonomy places the organism in Eukaryota, Evosea, Mastigamoebida, Endamoebidae. The transcript has 3 exons.
AUGAUGAAAACAUUUAUUGAAGAAUGGAAGAUGAACAUUAAAAAAUACCAACCAAUUAAACGAAAACCGAAUGAAUUUACCAUUAUAUCUCCAACUGUUAAGAAAGAAUUUCCAGAAAAAGAAUUAUUUUUAUUAAAAUAUUUAAAUAAAGAAAUGUUAACAAAAGAAGAUAUUAAUACACUUUGUUCAUUUUAUGGAUUUAAUAUACUUUCAAAAAAAGGAUUAUCAUUUAUUUAUUUAAUAAAUUAUACACCUUUUUCACCAAAUAAUAAUAUUAAACAAAUUCUUCUUUCAAAUACGAUUCAAACAAAUCAAGAUGUAUUAAAUAUUAUUAUUAAUUUAAGUGAAUAUAUUGAACAAGAUAUUAAAGUAUUUACAAUAUUCCAAAGAUGGAUAUUUGAUGUAUUUAAUGAAAAAAGAAUACUUUCAGGAGAAAUACUUCAUCAAUUAUUAAUGAUUUAUUAUAGUAAAUAUCCAUUAUUUAAUAAUUUUGAACAAUUUCUUCAAAUAAAAGGAUUUAAAAUGAAUAAAGAUCAAUGGGUAUGUUUAUGUAAUGCAGCUUCUUAUAUAUUAGAAUUUCAUGAAUAUUAUGAAAUAAAUACUUAUUGUUUGUUGUAUUUAUUCUCACAUUCAUUUCAUUUUAUUUAUUUCUUUUAG